This is a messenger RNA of Ramularia collo-cygni, 858 nucleotides long. RefSeq lists its product as uncharacterized. NCBI's taxonomy places the organism in Eukaryota, Fungi, Ascomycota, Dothideomycetes, Mycosphaerellales, Mycosphaerellaceae. Gene Ontology annotation, molecular function: opioid growth factor receptor activity. The record is from RefSeq and is a predicted model, not a curated record. The transcript has 4 exons. The coding region runs from base 1 to 858 and encodes 285 amino acids. Gene Ontology annotation, cellular component: membrane.
AUGCCUGCGAGUGCUCGAGUGAGCGGCCUGCGAGAUCUCAUCACGGUCACCGUCAGAGCCUCAACGCAGAAGCGGACAGCGGAAACACGAAGAAUAUUCAAAGCGAACACUAAUUCCAACCUCGGGGGUAGGAAGCUCAAAGUUGAUAGUGCUGCUGGAUCAAGGCGCCCGGAGACUUCCAAGCCAAAUCAACAAAAGUGGCCAGUUGUCUUCAAACAACUACAGUCGACCAUGAGCGUCCCAAACGCGACUCUCGGCGUAGACAAGAUAGUCAGAUUCUAUGGCGAGGGAGCGAAGGACAUAGAGGGCCGCACUCUCAAUGAGAUCCUCAACUACGAAAACGACACACUUGAGAUCAAGCACGACUACAUUCAAUUCCUCUUUCCCUUGCCGGAGGGCUCCUCAUAUAACGUAAAGGCGCCCAUUAUCACGAGAAGCACUCGAGACGCCUUCGUGGAAAGACCCGAUCUCCGCGACCAACUCUUCAGAUCUUGCGAGCGGAUGGCCGGUUUUUACGGCUUUAACAUUGUCGUAGACGAUACGGACUACAAGUUCAUUCCCAAACCAGAGUUUUUGUCGCUUGCGACUGAUACGUGGAUGACGAGGAUUGACCACAACCAUCUCAGGAUCAGUCGUAUUAUCAGAUGUCUCCGGAUUCUGGGCCACAAAUCCCUCGCGCUCGCAUUCUAUGACGCGCUCCUUGAGUGCGAUGAGGAGCAGGUAGUCGGCAGGAAAAGUUUGAUGUACUGGGAGAGAGCUGCAAAGAGACCACUUCACUUGCCGCCAGAGGAGGACGACGAGGAUGCUGAGGGGGUCACGUGGUUAAGAUAUGUGGUGCCUGUCCCUCACGCGGGAUGA